This is a messenger RNA of Macrobrachium nipponense, 393 nucleotides long. Its product is annotated as variable charge X-linked protein 3B-like. The record is from RefSeq and is a predicted model, not a curated record. The transcript is spliced from 3 exons. Bases 1 to 393 code for a protein of 130 amino acids. NCBI's taxonomy places the organism in Eukaryota, Metazoa, Arthropoda, Malacostraca, Decapoda, Palaemonidae.
AUGGGUCAGUUUGCUAGUAAAGAGAAAGAGGCGUUGGACCUCGCCAACUUAUUACCAGCCUCGAAUUCCAAAAUUCGACACAGGGAUUCCCUGCCUACGUUUAUCGACUACGAGACCUCACCUACUCAGGAACCACCGUUUGAGGAACCACAAUUUAAAGAACCAAAGUUUGAGGAACCACACAUUGUGGAAUCAUUGUUUAAGGAACCAGAGUCUCAGGAAACGAAGUUUGAAGAAGAAGAGUUUGAGGAACCACAAUUUGAGGAAUCAAAGUUUCAGGAACCACAAAUUGAGGAACCACAAUUUGAGGAAACAGAGUCUAAUGAACCAGAAUUUGAAGAACCAAAGUUUGAGGAACCACAUUUUGAGGAACCUGAGUGUCAGGAACGGUAG